Molecule: messenger RNA, 914 nt
Organism: Phalacrocorax carbo (great cormorant)
Lineage: Eukaryota; Metazoa; Chordata; Aves; Suliformes; Phalacrocoracidae
Source: RefSeq, a predicted model, not a curated record
AUGAGAGCCAGCGCCAUGCCUCCUGCGCUCUGUUACCUGUGCGGGGGCCGGGCCAAGACCCUCUGCUCUCCCCACGGGACACUGCACCCCAUCACCAGGCACUUGACGUCCCGUCCCCUGCCCACGGCUAUGCUGUGGUCAGACAGUCUGUUUGCAAUCAGCGCCGGGGCCGCGUGCUGCCGGGCCCCACGCCAGACCAGCGCGUUGAAAAGGGAAGGCAGGAGCCACGCAGAGCCAGAGUCGGGGGAGCCAAGCCCGGCAAGCGGCUGCCUCGUCCGUGCCGGCCCGGGACCUCAGCGCAGCACCAUGUCACGGCUUCUCCCCCUCCUGCUCCUCGCAGCUCUGGGCUGCGCUGCCAAGGUGAAGCAGCGGCCAGCGACAUGGGACGACAGAGCAGACGCCGAGAGGCCGCCGGCGAAGGGCUGCGCCAACCUGACCGUGGUUCUGGACAACUGGAAGUUCGCCAUCACCUCCCAGAUGAGGAACCUGCUGAUGUUCGACCACCAGAAUGUGCUGCCCGACUACGGGAGGAUCCGGUCGCUGUCGGGGGCCCUGGACGAUCUGUACCGGGAUUUCAGCGCCCUGAAGGAGCAGCUGGGGCGGCUGUCAGCGCGCUUCGCCGAGGUGGAGGCCUUCGUGGACCAGCUGAGCCGGACCCACGGCCCCGGGGCCCCCCCGCGCCGCCGGGGGCUGCCCCAGCCCGCCCGCAGCCCCCCCGACACCCCGCCCCGCGCCCCGGCGCACGGAGGGGGCACGGCACGGCGGGCACCGGCUUGAGGGGCCUCUGCAAAGCAGCGAGGGUCGUGUCCGCCCCCACGGGGAGGGACACGGGGGGGGGGGAAGAGGGCGGCCGUGGGUUGGGGUCAGGCCCGGCUGAGGGGCAGGCGUCUGCCCUCCGCUCGCCAUCAAUAAAG